Molecule: messenger RNA, 1233 nt
Organism: Puccinia triticina
Lineage: Eukaryota; Fungi; Basidiomycota; Pucciniomycetes; Pucciniales; Pucciniaceae
Exons: 6
Coding region: 1-1233 (410 amino acids)
Biological process (GO): chorismate biosynthetic process; aromatic amino acid biosynthetic process
Cellular component (GO): cytosol
Molecular function (GO): chorismate synthase activity; FMN binding
Source: RefSeq, a predicted model, not a curated record
AUGAGUUCAUUCGGCACUAUCUUCAGAGUCACCACGGCUGGCGAGAGUCAUUGUAAUGGUGUCACAGCUAUCGUCGAUGGUGUUCCCCCUGGUCUCCAACUAAGCGAAGAGGAUCUUCAGACUCAACUCUCUAGACGUCGUCCUGGUCAAAGUGAUCUUACAACCCCGAGGAACGAGAGUGACUUGGUCAAGAUCCAGUCGGGUGUAGAACAUGGAGUGACCCUCGGAUCACCAAUCGCCUUGUUUGUGCCCAACAAAGACCAACGUCCACAUGAUUAUUCGGAGACAGAUUUUUACCCUCGACCGAGUCAUGCAGACUGGACCUAUCUACUCAAGUAUGGUAUCAAAUCUAGCAGUGGGGGUGGCAGGAGUAGCGCUCGAGAAACAAUCGCACGAGUUGCAGCCGGAGCGAUAGCCGAGAAGUUUCUAAGGACGGCCUAUGGAGUUGAGAUUGUCGCAUUUGUGUCCGGCGUAGGGCCUAUCCAUUUAUCCUCCAAGUCGUUCUCACCCGCCCCCGUGAACGGUAGCAAUGGCACUCAUCACGACGAGGACGAAGAUUACUCUGGUCCCGAGUUCUUACGAUUCCUCUCAAAUAUCACCCGGGAAGAGGUCGACAAGAGCGUAGUUCGAUGUCCUCAUGAAGCCACUGCUCAACGGAUGACCCAGCGAAUAAUAGAAGCCAAAGCAGCAGAUGACAGUAUCGGAGGGACGGUAACCUGUGUGAUCAAGAACUGCCCAACCGGCCUAGGGGAACCAUGUUUUGACAAACUCGAAGCCAAACUGGCCCACGCCAUGAUGUCGAUUCCCGCGACCAAAGGCUUCGAGAUCGGCAGCGGCUUCAAAGGUGUCGAAAUGGCUGGAAGUCAACAUAACGACAUGUUCACUAAAGACUCCGUCGGUAAUGGCUUGUCAACUCUCACUAAUCGCAGUGGUGGCAUUCAAGGUGGAAUCAGUAACGGCGAAAACAUUUAUUUCCGCUGUGCGUUCAAGUCUCCUGCAACGAUUGCUAAGGAACAACAGACAGCAACAUACAACGGAGAGAGUGGUGUAUUAGCGGCCCGAGGCCGACAUGAUCCAUGUGUAGUCCCACGAGCUGUACCCAUAGUCGAAUCGAUGGCGGCAUUGGUAAUCAUGGAUGCUGUCCUUCUCCAAAACGCACGCACCUCUUUCUCUAGUCUCUUACCCAAGCCCACCACGCUCCCGCCAACGAUGAUGAUGCCCUCCAAGAACUGA